GCCUCGCGGAGCGGCACCGAGCUCGUCUCCCAUUGCAUCCUUCCCUGCGCCACAAGGGGGCGCUCGCGGGCCCCUCCGCAGCGGUGGCGGCAGCAGCAGCAGCGGCGGGGGAAGAUGGCGGCGGCCGCCUCUGAGCAGCAAAGUUCUAAUGGCCCGGUGAAGAAGUCUAUGCGAGAGAAGGCUGUGGAACGCAGAAACGUUAAUAAGGAGCACAACAGUAACUUUAAAGCAGGAUACAUUCCAAUUGAUGAAGACCGUCUCCAUAAGACAGGGUUACGUGGCAGGAAAGGCAACUUGGCUAUUUGUGUGAUUGUUCUUCUUUUUAUUUUGGCUGUCAUCAAUCUGAUUAUUACGCUAGUUAUCUGGGCAGUGAUUCGAAUUGGUCCCAAUGGUUGUGACAGUAUGGAGUUCCAUGAGAGUGGCUUGUUGCGGUUUAAGCAAGUUUCUGACAUGGGCGUUAUACAUCCAUUAUAUAAAAGCACUGUAGGAGGCAGACGUAAUGAAGAUUUGGUGAUCACUGGAAAUAAUCAGCCUAUUGUAUUUCAGCAAGGAACAACCAAGCUUAGUGUGGAAAAAGACAAAACUUCUAUUACCAGUGAUAUUGGCAUGGAAUUUGUUGACCCACGGACACAAAAUACCUUGUUCAGCACGGACUAUGAAACUCAUGAGUUUCAUCUGCCAAAUGGAGUUAAAAUCUUGAAUGUACAAAAGGCUUCUACAGAGAGGAUUACCAGCAAUGCAACCAGUGAUCUAAACAUAAAGGUUGACGGCCGUGCUAUUGUCCGUGGAAAUGAAGGUGUUUUCAUCACAGGCAAGACCAUUGAGUUUCGAAUGGGGGGUAACAUGGAACUUAAAGCAGAAAACAGUAUUAUCCUGAAUGGAACUGUGAUGGUCAGCCCAUCGCGACUGCCAAGUUCUUCUUACGGGGAGCAGUUUAAUAAUGGCAACUGGCUGCGUUUCAAGCUCUGUAUGUGUGCAGAUGGGACACUAUUCAAGGUUCAGGUGACUGGUUAUAACAUGGGUUGUCAGACUUCUGUCAAUCCAUGUGGAGCCACGCACUAAAGCACAAACCACUACCGGGAGAGUUCUCUUUUGUGUUUACAUAUAUUUGUAUGAAGUAAUUGCAUGCCUUCAAGGAUUUCUGUUUUUACAGCAGUUUAUACUAACAUUUAUUACAUAAUAUUUUUAAGCAAAGGCUGAUAAUGUUCAGCAGUAUUAUGUCAUCAUCCUGUUAGCUGUAAUAGUGGCACUGCUUUAGUAAGCUUUAAGUCUACUGAAGUACUUUCCUGAAUUGGGAUCUGUAGAACAUAUUUGAAGAAGGUGAUCUUAGCAACUCUCUCGACUGCCUUUAAAGGAGGAUUUUGUCCUACAUCCCAAGACCUCAGGGGCUGCUGAGAACACAACUGUGAUCUGAAGUAUUUCAAUAAGAAUGUCGAUUUGCUGCUGGAAGUGGAUUUGCCUGGGAUGGCUGAAGCGGCAAAUUUUUGUCUUCUCUUCAUUUCUUACUAAAGGUUGAUACAAUGAUUUCCCCCAAAAUUAUGUGGUUUACCAGAUGUGUACUAAGAGAGGAAUAAUGGCAGGUUCACUUUAAAAUAUUGCAUUAUUUCUGCCCUAUACUCUCACGUAGGUAAAGAAGAAAUUAUGCUAGCACAAAUAAUAUUUGCAAAUUAAUAUCAAGUGUGGAAAUGUAACUUCAAUUUUGAAAUAUCUUCGAUUUUUGAAGUGUUGCUUGAACUCCCAUUCUAUCUGUGCAGUUUAGGGAUUCUACAGUUGCUUAAUUUAUGUGAAGUAUUUAUAAAACGUGUUUAUAUUAGAAGUACAUUUUUAAAGAUGUACAUGUAACUUGCUUACUACCCAAAAAAAGUAUUUUCCUGGGUACUUUAAUGUGAACAGUGUAUGAAUUCAUUAUUCAACAGGUAAUAAUCUGAAGCAUGACUGUAAGCAGCAGUGUCUGAGAUCAGAUCUUUUUCCCCAUAAAUGCCAGUACUGAUGCGUUGUUGAGAACCUCAGAAUGAAAUUCUGAAGUUAAACUGCAGGUCUGUAAUUCUAAAUGUGAUGGUAUCGAAUCCUAUGACAGCAGAGUAAAUACACGUGUAUCUGAAUUUGUCAACAGUGAAACUAUGGUAAACUGAGACCUAAUUGAAACUAUUACAGCCUUGUAACUGGUUUUGCAGAGAUAAGGUGUUCCGACUCAUUAUGAGUUUCCCACUCCUCCCUCCGCAUGUAUUUUCUUCAGUUUAAAACAGUUUGUUUUGCAGGAGCAUCAAGUAACCUUAAUAACGGAGGCCACAAAGGUGAUGCUGCAAGCAGUUUUUUGACAAGUUUUUCUAGAUAAGCACACGCUUCUCUUCCUAGAAGUUGUGCAGAUGUUACACAUUAACUUCAGAAUUGGUCCUUUGUUAUGGGAAGAUAAACUAUGUACCCUUGUUUUAUAGCUCUCACAGUACAUAGAAUUCCAUAAAACACAAAUCAGCUCCUGCUGCAACAAGGGCUUCAUAUCUAAGUUCCCGAUUGCUGUAUUUAUUAGAAGCCCUCAUGCAGGAUGUGUAUAGAUGGAAGUGAUUUCUAGAGGGGGAUCCUUAGGUCAGGCAUUACACCACACAGGAGAUCAGAGGGGUCAUUUAUCCCUCAUUGCAAAGCCAGAUUUUGAUGGUCAGUAGUUGUUGGGGUUUGGCAGGGUUGACAGCAGUGUGGCUGUUCAAACAAAAAUGGAAUAAACAGAAUAAAAUGUAGCAAAAGCCAUUGAAUUACUCAUAUUAAAGAUUAUGGGAAAGUAUUAACAUUUUGCAUCCUGCCUUCAUGGACUUCAUAGUUUUACUACUGUUAAUUUUUAUUAACCACUUCAACACGCAUUUUGCUGAAAACAUGCACACAUCUUUGCUGCUAAGUAGUGCACCAAUUAGUAUCUGUUACCAUUAAGAGGAGGAAGUAAACUAUAACAUUUUUAGAAUUUUCACUCAUGCUAAUGGAAGUUUAUCACUUUAUUUUUCUACAGAUAUAUAUAUAAAUAAACACACACACGUAUAAAACAUAAGCAGCAGCAUCCUUGAAUCUGAAAUAGAUCUCGAAAAUGACAGAUACUGCCUCUGUCAAGUCUGAUACAUACAAAUAGGAUAUUAAAGCUCUUUGGUUAAUACUGACACGCCUAUAUGCUAGCACUGGAGUCCUGUAAUUCUCAAGAGUUCUUUUUAAAAUACUGUAUGCAACAUAGCUGAAAGAUUUGUCACAAAGGUACUCUUAAAUCAUGGUUUGGAUAAUUGGUCUUGAAGUGUGGAUUUUCUGUCAAAAUAUAGCAAAACUGAUCAUCCAAAUACCAAAUGAAAUAAUUUACCAAUUUGUUAGCCACUAUUUAUGUAUUGUUAAUAUAUUUUGUUGCCUUCACUACACAGUUUGAGAAAUGCUGGUACCAGACAUGCCCUGUGUUGUGCAUUUAUUUGUUGUUUACCUUCUAACUGCCUAAGGUACAUUCUUCUACACGUAUUUAAAACACUAUGUAGCACAUUAUUUAUUUCAAUCCCACAGAUGCACUUAAGAUUCUGUGUGUUUAAAGUACAUUCUCCAUGCCUCUGUGUAAUAUACCGUACUGGGUACGUUGAGAGAACUUACAUGUGAAGAGUUCUCAGCAUAUGUAAAGGUGGUGAUUGUUUCAAUAGGUGAAAGACAAUUGAAUUUCUAAUCUUUGUUUUGAAACGAAAUAAUUUCAAUAAAUUCUAACAUGCA
Grus americana (Whooping crane) is the source of this 3720-nucleotide messenger RNA. It is a transcript of the gene SGCB, whose product is annotated as sarcoglycan beta. The transcript is spliced from 6 exons. Gene Ontology annotation, cellular component: sarcoglycan complex; sarcolemma. The record is from RefSeq and is a predicted model, not a curated record. Lineage: Eukaryota; Metazoa; Chordata; Aves; Gruiformes; Gruidae. The coding region runs from base 115 to 1062 and encodes 315 amino acids. Gene Ontology annotation, biological process: muscle organ development.